Ceratosolen solmsi marchali is the source of this 1423-nucleotide messenger RNA. RefSeq lists its product as uncharacterized. The transcript has 5 exons. The coding region runs from base 354 to 1142 and encodes 262 amino acids. NCBI's taxonomy places the organism in Eukaryota, Metazoa, Arthropoda, Insecta, Hymenoptera, Agaonidae. The record is from RefSeq and is a predicted model, not a curated record.
GUCGGCGCCGCGACGUCAAGGAAGAGGGGUAACUUAAUCGCAGUUCGCCGCCCCCUGCGUUAUCGAGGCCAAGUAGUACGCGUUUCUCGAUUGUCUAAGGCACACCUUUUCAUCCCUGUGUGUCUUUCCUCCUUUUUUCAUACUUCUUCUCUGUCUCCGUAUCUCAUUUUUUGUCUCCCUUUUUACUCUUCACCUUUGUUUCGCCAAUUUACUAGUCUAUUUUUCGUCCCUAUCCCUGCGCACGCGGCGCACAGUCCGCGGUAACGAAUCUGAAGGUCCGCUGGUUCGCAGGCAGAGGGCCCAGGAGGCUCAGCGGUGCCUGGACGAACAGGCGACAACGGCAGCCACUCCUUAUGGAACCCACGAGGCUACCCAGGAGCCCGGCACCAAGGCUAAUUUUUCUUUUUGCCACCCUUACUCUGACAUGUGCUGCGACAGGUCUUCUUUGUUUGGCAAUAAUGUCAGAUCACUGGGAGGAGGUAGAUUGGGAUAAAGAGAUACUUGAGAGGACAAACAUUAUCCCUAACUGGUUCUUGGACGGAAAAGUUGGCCGACUGGAUGCCCUGCCCUGGUCUACGGAACGAAUCUUGGGCCACAGUUCAUCUCACCAUACAAAAAUGAGGCCAAGUCCAGCUUUUCUCGUACCUAUGCAUGGCGGGAUCUGGACCAUGUGCAUGUCCCUCACAGAUGAAGAAAUUCAAUUAUUGGCGCAGCUUGGCUUUCCACAAGAAAAAUGCAUCAAUUACUUGACGCCAGAUGAGGCGCACGAGGAAAUGCGCGCUGCUUGGCAGAACCGAAUGCAAAAUCUGAGCAUAUCUUGCUCCUUGGUGUGUUUAAUAAUUCUUGGUUCAGCUGUUUUCGUUGGAUUUUUCGGACUCUGCAGACAUCAAAUUUCGGCUGUACUGGUGACUGGUGUAAUGUAUCUUCUAGCAGCAACAUUCGCCCUGUUUACGCUGACAAUAAUACACUGUAAGCGGUCACAGGAUCGGGUAACUGGACGUAUUCUACCCGAUGGACCGGAAGACGGCGUCGUCGGUGGCCCUGUCGACCGCAGUGUCCUCAAAGCUCGACGCGUCGUUGCUUCUUGGAGCAUGGACUUCGGUUCUUUCCGCACUGGCCUCUGUUGCUUGGAUCCUUCUUAGCAAGAUUAUGCGCUUCAGCCCCAUAUCGGCAAUGAUUGCGUAGCAGCGUGAAGCCUUUGAGGUAUAAACCGACAUUCAUCUCUGUGUUGGAUUACCGUCUAUCGUGACAGGCUUCCCCCUCCCCCGAAUUACUAUUUCAAUUGAAACUUUAAUCUUCUUCAUAUAUCACAGUAUAAUUUAUGUUAUUGUUUUUUUAUUAAAUAAACUGUGUAACAACUUUUUUCGGACAAUAGUAUAAUAAAAUUAUUAAUUGAUGUGUUGAAUACGAUACAUAAAAAUAU